Alternaria rosae is the source of this 285-nucleotide messenger RNA. RefSeq names its product 60S ribosomal protein L39. Gene Ontology annotation, biological process: translation. Lineage: Eukaryota; Fungi; Ascomycota; Dothideomycetes; Pleosporales; Pleosporaceae. The annotation marks the transcript as partial. Gene Ontology annotation, molecular function: structural constituent of ribosome. The record is from RefSeq and is a predicted model, not a curated record. Gene Ontology annotation, cellular component: ribosome; cytosolic large ribosomal subunit. The transcript is spliced from 2 exons.
CGACAACACCUUUCGACAUCCGACUACUCACAACAAGCAGUCAAGAUGCCGUCCCAAAAGUCCUUCCGCACCAAGCAGAAGCUUGCAAAGGCGCAGAAGCAGAACCGCCCCAUCCCCCAGUGGAUUCGCCUGAGGACCGGCAACACCAUCAGGUACGCUCUAUCCACGAUCCGCACGCUCUCGCCGCUUCCGAUAUCCGUCACUAGAGAUCACGAGGAUACGAUAAUAUAAUGAUGAGAGCACGAGACUGACAUUCCGCCCACAGGUACAACGCCAAGCGCCGAC